Messenger RNA from Capsaspora owczarzaki ATCC 30864, 693 nucleotides. RefSeq names its product dolichyldiphosphatase 1. The coding region runs from base 1 to 693 and encodes 230 amino acids. The record is from RefSeq and is a predicted model, not a curated record. NCBI's taxonomy places the organism in Eukaryota, Filasterea, Ministeriida, Capsasporidae. The transcript is spliced from 2 exons. Gene Ontology annotation, molecular function: sphingosine-1-phosphate phosphatase activity.
AUGUCGACUACCAUUGCACUUGGAAUCGUCCUGAACGAGGUCCUGAGCUGGGGUCUGAAGCGUCUGAUUGCCCAGCCGCGCCCGACCCGCGAGCAGCACCACCACCACCAAGAAGCAUCCGCAUUGGGCAAACGCGCUGGAGGCGCCUUGCUGGGCACAUUGCAGGAAAUGAUCACGGCAGACUCGGAGGACGCGCGGACGGCGGAGGCGGUGGCAGAGGCGCAAGUCUUGUCCUCGACGCCUCAGAUUUCGACCCAGUUCACCGAGUUUGGGAUGCCAUCCAGCCAUGCGCAGUUUGCCUUCUUUGUGGCCGUCUACUUGAUCCUCUUCAUGUAUGCCUCGCGGCGGCAUCAGGCCGCCUCGUUUGCCAACCCGCACUGGCGCCACCUGAUCAGCGUCCUGCUGCUGGCUGGGGCAGCCUUGAUUGCGUUCGCACGUGUCUAUCUCUGGUAUCACACGAGUCUGCAGGUGGUUGUUGGUGCGUUUGUGGGUGCGGCAGCUGCGGCGGCGUGGCAUCACAUCACCAAUCGGUGGCUUCGACCCUGCUUUCCGCACAUUCAGCGGUGGCGAAUUGCACGCUACUUUUACAUUCGCGACUCGUCCCACAUUCCCAACAUUCUCCGCUUUGAGUACGACGCGGCUGUUCAAGAGUCCGAGCGCAGAGCUCGUGAAGCAGCAAGCAAGGGUCAAUAA